UGGAUUAAUGUGUGGAGGUAAAUGCGUUAAGUCAUUUUCCCUCGAGGUCGGUAUGGAUUUCUUUACCUUAAUUGACAGUAAAAUACAAAUAGACCUGAUGCGCAGAGGUUAAAUACCCUGACGGCGUUCAUAUCAGGCUCUCCGCGUGCACACAGAUGUGUGAGCAGUGCUGCGUUGAAUGCGGUAAAACCGGCUUCUCAUUCGCGAGCUACGACGGAAACUUGAAUUCAUCUCAGUGAGUUAAUGCGCAUGCCGGUGUGACAGAGUAUGUAACUCAUACGGAGAUUAAUCUCACAGCGACAUUCACCCAUCCAUUUAUCCCUCCAUCCUUCCCUCCAUCCCAGAGGGAAGUUCCUCAGCUGAAAAAAAGCGGCCGUUCAGCUCUCCUCCGUUUAGCCAUCACUGUUCCCAUGAUGAUGUGAGGUAGCGGUCCGGUCCCUCUGGAAACAAGGACAAAUCUCGCUCUCGUGUGGGUUCUGACUGUGUUAUGCUCGGCUGGGAAAUUAACAGUGGACCAGUAGAGCAAACCGGCUGCUGUUCUUUCACAUGGGCGAAGACGAGGAGGGGGUCUGCGCCCAGAUUCGCCACGGAGGAAACGAAGAAAACGGAGAUAGCGGAACAUCUCUGGACCCGGACAGAGAGAGGAAAUAUGCGGAGCUGUUCAAGCAGCUGGACUUGAAUAACGAUGGCAAGGUUGACAUCAAUGAACUACGGACCGGACUGGCAGCUCGAGGUUUACACCGGGGAGAGGCGGAGGAGAUAGUCCUUGAGAGCGACAUCAACCAUGAUGGCCUGCUGGACUUCCAGGAGUUCUCCCAGUACCUGUGGGCUCAUGAGAAGAGGCUGUGGAACAUAUUCCACAGUCUUGACCGCAACAAUGAUGGUCGAAUUGAUGUUGGGGAGAUCCAGCACUCACUGCACAAGCUUGGUGUGGAGGUUACCACGGAGCAAGCCUCCAGGAUACUGCAGAGCAUGGACAGGGAUGGCACUAUGACCAUUAACUGGAAUGAAUGGCGUGAUCAUUUCCUGUUCAACCCUUUUCACAACAUGGAGGAGAUCGUCCACCACUGGAAACACUCCCAUAUGUUUGACAUUGGGGAACAUCUGACGGUGCCAGAUGAGUUCUCAGAGCGCGAGCGGCGGUCAGGCCUGGUAUGGAGACAGCUGGUUGCUGGAGCGAUGGCAGGGGCCGUGUCCCGGACAGGAACUGCUCCUCUGGACCGACUGAAAGUCUUCCUGCAGGUACAUGGCUCUACAUCUCGGGGGAUGAAUCUUUGGUCCGGGCUGAGGGGGAUGGUCCGGGAGGGAGGUGUCUUCUCACUCUGGAGGGGAAAUGGCAUUAAUGUCCUCAAGAUUGCCCCUGAAUCUGCCAUUAAGUUUAUGGCCUAUGAACAGAUCAAGUGGCUGAUCCGAGGAAGUAGAGAGGGGGGCGGUUUAAGAGUACAAGAGAGGUUCAUUGCUGGCUCUCUGGCAGGAGCUACCGCCCAGACCAUCAUCUACCCCAUGGAGGUGCUGAAGACUCGUCUGACAAUAAGAAAGACGGGGCAAUACUCAGGUAUGGCUGAUUGUGCCAGACAGAUCCUGAAGACAGAGGGAGUCCGAGCCUUCUACAGGGGCUACCUGCCAAACACACUGGGCAUCAUCCCUUAUGCUGGCAUUGACUUGGCUGUGUAUGAGACUUUGAAGAACGCCUGGCUCCAGAGGUACUGUGUAGAUUCAGCGGAUCCAGGAGUGUUGGUCUUGCUGGGCUGUGGUACUGUCUCUAGUACCUGUGGCCAGCUGGCGUCCUAUCCCCUCGCUCUCAUUCGGACACGUAUGCAGGCACAAGCCAUCACUGAGGGUGUACCUAAGCUGUCCAUGUUGGGCCAGUUUAAAUACAUCAUAUCCCAUGAAGGUGUGCCGGGCCUGUAUCGCGGCAUCACCCCUAACUUCCUCAAAGUCAUCCCAGCGGUCAGCAUCUCCUACGUGGUGUACGAGCACAUGAAGAAAGUUCUCGGGGUGGGUUACUAGAGUGAGACAAAGGAGAGGGAUUCAUGACAAAAAAGGACAGAGAGGCAAAGACUUCAUUGUGCUUGUGAGAAGAACA
Messenger RNA from Epinephelus moara (kelp grouper), 2086 nucleotides. It is a transcript of the gene slc25a23b, whose product is annotated as solute carrier family 25 member 23b. The record is from RefSeq and is a predicted model, not a curated record. The transcript is spliced from 10 exons. NCBI's taxonomy places the organism in Eukaryota, Metazoa, Chordata, Actinopteri, Perciformes, Serranidae. Gene Ontology annotation, molecular function: calcium ion binding; ATP transmembrane transporter activity. The coding region runs from base 547 to 2010 and encodes 487 amino acids. Gene Ontology annotation, biological process: transmembrane transport.